This is a messenger RNA of Zygosaccharomyces rouxii, 603 nucleotides long. RefSeq names its product putative GTPase RHB1 (gene RHB1). The record is from RefSeq and is a predicted model, not a curated record. The transcript has a single exon. Gene Ontology annotation, cellular component: plasma membrane. Gene Ontology annotation, molecular function: GTPase activity; GTP binding; GDP binding. The coding region runs from base 1 to 603 and encodes 200 amino acids. NCBI's taxonomy places the organism in Eukaryota, Fungi, Ascomycota, Saccharomycetes, Saccharomycetales, Saccharomycetaceae. Gene Ontology annotation, biological process: small GTPase-mediated signal transduction.
AUGAGUUAUAAUCAGCCAUCAUUUCAGAGGAAAAUAGCGGUAUUAGGUGCAAGAAACGUCGGAAAGACUACGCUUACGGUAAGAUUUGUAGAAGAACAUUUUGUCGAAUCUUAUUACCCCACGAUUGAAAACGACUUUACCAAGAUUGUCCAGUUUAAAGGUAACAAUUAUACUUUAGAGAUAUUAGAUACUGCUGGUCAAGAUGAAUUCUCUCUUCUAAAUGCCAAAUCUUUAAUUGGUGUCAAAGGUAUUGUACUGUGUUAUAGCGUUUCCAAUAGGCCUAGUUUUGAGCUAAUUCCGGUAGUUUGGGACAAACUAGUAGACCAAUUGGGCAGAGACGAUCUACCAUGUGUUGUUGUUGCUAAUAAAAUCGACGUUAGAGACAGUGCUUCGUCCACGGAAUUCAUUUCUAGUCAAGAGGGCCGCGAAUUAGCUAAAACAAUUGGUAGUACGGAUGGAAAACACAAAGCAGGAUUUGUUGAGUGUAGUGCAAAGCAAGAUGUUAAUGUCGAAGGAGCAUAUAGAGCAGUAUUAGAAAAAAUGCGUCAGCAAGAGUUGGGUACUGGUGAUUCAAACGGGGACUCUAAAUGUUUAAUGAUGUGA